AAUCGGCCACCCCUCCAAUCCCAUACACUAGCCGCCCUUAUCCACUUUGCUAAAUAAAAUUCUGUUUUUGCCUCCCCCGCUACCACCGAGUUUCUUCUCCUUCUUCUUCUUUCUUUCCAUCCACCCAAAACCACAAUCAAAACAAAAGUACUUUCGUACUCAAUCAAAAAUCCUUCACCAUGUCGAAAGUUUACGUCGGAAACCUUUCGUGGAACACCACUGAUGACACUCUCCGUCAUGCUUUCUCCGACUUUGGCGCGGUUACCGACUCGAUUGUCAUGAGAGAUCGCGAUACCGGCCGCAGCAGAGGAUUUGGCUUCGUCACCUUCUCCAGUGAACAGGAAGCUGAGGCUGCCAUUAAUGGGCUUAACGAACAAGAGCUUGAUGGUCGCCGUAUUAAGGUCAACCUGGCCAACGCUAGACCUUCCGGCGGAUCCCGUGGCGGUUUCGGUGGUGGCUCUCGUUACGGCGGUGGUUACGGUGGUGGCGACAGCUACCAGGGUGGUGGCUACCAGCAGGGUGGCUACCAGCAGGGUGGUGGCUACGGUGGCUACUAAAUGCAGUUUCCUAUAUACGUCGAAUACCUAGUUGGAUGCAGUCACGACUUGAUAUGAUUACUGUGGCGGAUGACAAUCACCGACCGAGCAUAAUUGUUGAAGGGAAUGAAUGAUGGAAAAUUGUGUCUUGACAUGAAUGGGCUCAGAUAUCCGAAGCCACAUUAUGGCUGAUGCCGGAAACCGGCUAUGACAAUACCAAUAACUAGCUUCACGUCGCGUAUUAUACCCAUGAAUAAUAGGAAAUCCAUCAUGUGUACCCCUGCGAGGGCACAUGUAUUACUUGUCUA
Messenger RNA from Aspergillus caelatus, 844 nucleotides. RefSeq names its product RNA recognition motif domain-containing protein. Gene Ontology annotation, molecular function: RNA binding. The record is from RefSeq and is a predicted model, not a curated record. Bases 180 to 557 code for a protein of 125 amino acids. NCBI's taxonomy places the organism in Eukaryota, Fungi, Ascomycota, Eurotiomycetes, Eurotiales, Aspergillaceae. The transcript is spliced from 4 exons.